Dermacentor silvarum is the source of this 3770-nucleotide messenger RNA. It is a transcript of the gene Scamp, whose product is annotated as secretory carrier-associated membrane protein 1-like. Gene Ontology annotation, biological process: protein transport. Lineage: Eukaryota; Metazoa; Arthropoda; Arachnida; Ixodida; Ixodidae. Gene Ontology annotation, cellular component: trans-Golgi network membrane; recycling endosome membrane. The record is from RefSeq and is a predicted model, not a curated record.
CACUUCUUGGCGCAGUUGUUGCGAGGUUACGCGAGAUGGUCUGGGCCGUGUUGGAACUCCCACCACCAUUCGGCAAGUUGUCGGCUUAACGCGGAGUGAACACAGAAGCAAAACAAACACCGGCUCGUCCACAUCACGAGCGGUGCGACUAGUCUAGGCGCCGCCGCCAGCACCACCAUGUCGGGCCUCGACUCCAAUCCGUUCGCGGACCCGCACGCCCCGAGCCCGUUCGCCGACCCGGCCGUCACGCAAGUGACAAGCCGCAGCCAGCAGGCGCAGUCGGGGUUAGGCCUAGAGGACUACAACCCGUUCGCGGAACAGCCGCGACCACCGACCGCGAGUCCACCCCAGUACAGGCCUUCGACGGUCGCGACGCCAGCGGCGUCUUCGGCCGUUGUCCAGCCGGCUGUUAUGCAGGCCGUCACGGAACCGCCUCCGGCUUACACGGCGGGCGGCGGCGGCGGUCAGUCGACCACGAUCUCCACGGCCGAGCUCCAGAAGCGCCAGGAGGAGCUCGAGAAAAAGCGGCCUGAGCUGCAGGCCCGCGAGGAGGCCCUGCGCGGGGCGCAGUUCAACGCGCGCGCCAACAACUGGCCGCCGCUGCCCGACAAGUGCUGCGUGGCGCCCUGCUUCUACCAGGACAUCGGCGUGGACAUUCCGCUCGAGUUCCAGAAGAUCGUGCGCACCGUCUACUACCUGUGGAUCUUCUACGUGCUCGUGCUGGUGCUCAACUUCCUGGGCGGCCUGGCCAUCCUUGUCAAGGAGGGCGGCGCCACGCACUUCGGCUUCUCCAUCCUCUACCUGGUCCUCUUCGCGCCGCUCUCGUUCCUCUGCUGGUUCCGGCCGCUGUACAAGGCUUUCCGCUCCGACUCCUCCUUCAACUUCAUGGUCUUCUUCUUCGUCUUCUUCGUGCAGCUGAUCGUGUCGGUCAUCUACGCCGUCGGCAUCGGCACCACGGGCGCCUCGGGCUUCGUGGUUGCCAUCGACGCGUUCAGCAAGUCCAUCGCGCUCGGCAUCUUCCUCACCAUCGUGGCGACGGGCCACGCGGUGAACGCGGCCUGGUCGGGCAUCAUGCUGCUGCGCGUGCACCGCCUCUACCGCUCGACGGGCGCCUCGUUCGCCAAGGCGCAGCAGGAGUUCACCGCGGGCGUGCUGCGCAACGAGCACGUCCAGGGAGCCGCCGCAAACGUGGCGGCCGAGGCGGCGCGCACGGCCGUCCAGCAGAACCUCGGCAGCCGGUACUGAUGAGCCACUCCCCGAGUCUUUCUCCGCACUAGCUACACACUCCGUGCUCCCCGCACACGAUUUUACUUUUUUUUUCCCCUUCUGUGCGUGGUCGCUGCUGCCCGCAGGAGAAGGUUGCUGCCGCCUAUCUUUUUACCGGACAGUUGAGGAGGCGGCGUCAGUAAAAGAGAGUUGUCCUUUUGUGUUGUUCAGCCCCGUGUCGUUGUCGCCGUUGUUCGUCCGUUUCCAGAAAAUAAACAUACAGCGCUGUUUUGAUUAGACACUUCUAUUGGCCCACAUGCUCUCUCUCCACCCCUCCCUCCCCCAAAUCGCCUCUGUCCUGGAGCAGACUUAAACACCUGCAUUCAACACUUUUUUUUCCCCCUGCUGCCUGUGAUGGGGAGGAAGGGCGCAAAUGAGAAAUGUCUCGGUGCUUUUUAUCCCCUCAUGUUCUGGACGCACGGUUUUAGAAGUAGAGCUGCCUGUCAUACGAGGGUAAAUAUUGUUUUGACUUUAUCCCGCCAAGGUGGCUAUGCAAGGCACUUUGGUAGCAGAACUGCAAUCAAGAGAUGGGCGCGUGGAGACUUCUUACAUUUGGGUGGCGUGGUGCGUUCAAUGGCCUCAUCGUGCCAUGCAAGAGAUGUGACCGCACUUGUUUACUCUUUUUUUUUUUUGUCAAGAGUGAGUGGGUAGUGCUGGUGAAAUAAUCUCUGGCAACUCGAGGGUGUGUGUAUGAGAAAAAAGGCAGAUGUCACAAGCAUGAACCGCUUGUUCGCUGUACGGGUCAGAGCUGUGUCCGGUUCCAUGUUGAAGCAGUGGGUGCUGACUUUUCCAAACAUGAAAGGUUUAAACUUGCUAUGGAUGCACAAUUCCGGGGCACGUCGCAGUUGCUUUAUAAUGCAACUCAACGUUGUGGCAGUUCGUGUGCUUGUCACGCAGUGACAGCUGACUGCACUGCUCUCGUAACUACUGCAGUGAAGUUUUGAGGCUCGCGGACGAGCUCUGUCCAUUCCUUUUGUUGAGUGUAAGCAAUGCUGGAACAUGAAGCUAGGCUGCGCACGUGGGACCCUUUGUAGGCAAAAAUCGCACGCACACACUGGCACUGUUAAUUUCCUGGCACACCGUUUGUUUAGGAAAGCCUGCCGUGACACUUAACUGUUAUUUUGACUGGAAUGAAUGCUUUGAGUUUAUCCCAAGCUCGGUGCGAAGUGCGUGUUCUGGUUUUUGUGGACGCUCGAAUCGAGAAGUGUGCUACAAAAGAAAGUGAAGUUGGUGGCAUGCUGAAGUAAAGUGACUAGUCUUUCUUGAAAAAACACUGACAUCUUAAGUGGGCUGUGGGAAAUGUUGGCCACCCUCCAAAUACCCGUCCUUAACUUGUCCACAGAAGGAUUCCUUCACAUUCUGGCACUCCUUAUCUUGAGUACAUAGAUGAGUAAUGUCUGUUGGCCUUUGGCGAUAGAACUUCUAUUUCCUGUUGAGUUACAGUCCUAGUUUCUGUGGCUAGAGGCUGGUUUGCGUGUGCUUUUGUUGACUGCACCGUCAAAAUAGGUUCACUUUAAGAGCAUGCAUUUGGAGUGUCUUGUCUCGACUUUGUCUUAAGCAAACAGGCAAGUCUGGAAUGAGUGCUUGGAUGAUAAACACCAAGUUCUUCGCCAGGCAAAGUUCUUGUUGUUACAUUGCACGUGAUGGUCAUGUUGACAAGUGCUUAUCGCUUGCUUGUUCUAUUCUAAAUGUGUGGAAUUAAACUGAAUCGUUUGCAUGUUUUUGCAUUGGGCGUGCUUUUACGUGUGAUACGCGUGUCUGAAAGUUGACAUUUAUUUAUGCAUUGGGGGGGGGGGGGCUGUGUGAUCUCUGAUUUGCCGUUUAUCUGGCAAGUUGCCACGGCUUUGUUCCAUAUCAGUGGCUGGGAGAAGAUGUGUACACAUAGUGUCAUCACGGGUGCGAUUAAAGUGCGACUCCAUGUGGCUUCUCCAGUUUUUGCCUGACUGUACUUACUGCUACAUGCAGGGCUUACUGCAUGAAUGUGUGUGUACUAAUGUUGAAACACUGGCCACUUCAAUUGCACUUUUGAAGCCACUUCAAUUGCACUUUUUAAAGAGCAAGAUGUUACACAUUUAUGCAGAGUGUUGCAAUCCUUAGAUUAAACUUCUGGGACCCUAUGACUGUUUUUAAUCAGCAAAAGCACUGCUUUAUUUGAUUGCUAGCAUGGCUUGAUAAAUAUGAGCUCCUUUUUUAAGCAGGGAGAGUUGUGGAUUGGCCCUGUAAAAGAGCGCUGUGAAAGGUGGGUGGUUGGACAUGCCCCUCCUGCAUUGCAAGUUUGAUUAUAUCUGUGUGUGUGUACAUAGUUUGGGAAAUUUGUGCAUAUGAUCAAAAAUGAAGAGUGGAAGGGUACAACAAGCAAUCCUAUUAGCUUUUCUUUUACAUGCUGGACAGUGGCACUUGUCUUGAUAAGAUACUUCCCUCAAGAUGGUAGCUUGGUUGAUAUAAGUAUAUAUAUAUUUCUUGCCACAAUGUUUGUGUUCUAAUAAAGCUUGAAGGAAGAAACA